This is a messenger RNA of Ylistrum balloti, 1051 nucleotides long. RefSeq lists its product as uncharacterized. The transcript has 6 exons. The record is from RefSeq and is a predicted model, not a curated record. NCBI's taxonomy places the organism in Eukaryota, Metazoa, Mollusca, Bivalvia, Pectinida, Pectinidae. Bases 103 to 789 code for a protein of 228 amino acids.
AAGACGUAAUCGCUUGAACUCGAAACAAAUGAGUGGGAGAAUAAUCAAUUGGCGAGAGAAAGCGACAUACAGAGUAUACAGUUAUGUUGUAGAUAUUGACAGAUGGAGGGUUCACAACAAACAUUCGAAUUCAGUGACGGAAAAAAUAAAGAAAAAAAGACAAAAUUUGGCUCCAUUUCAAGGUCAUCUCUCAUUCUACUUGGAACCAACAUUAUUUUAUCGUGUGUGAUCUUGAUCAUCACUAUAUUAGUACUUUCCGCUCAGAAAUCCUCCCAUGAUGAUAGAACCAAGAGUCACAGCACCGGAGAAGAUAUUGACGAGUCGGAUGCUGCAGUAUUGGAGAGGUUUCCUGGAUAUUUCCGGACUGAAGAGGAGCAGAGGAAGCUGGAAAGAGGUUUGCGUCGUCAUAUCCCUGUGAAUGAGACCUUGGAUGUAGCAAACUGUAAUUUCAGUGUUGUAAACACUAAUGACUUUCCUUGGUGUAAUCUUGUCCCUUCGCCAGAUGAAUAUCACUCCUGUUGUGUGUCAAAUAUCCAGUAUGUAUCUCCGGUCUAUAAAACAGAUACCAACGGUAUCAACAGGAAACUGGCCGUAUUCGAUAAUCAGAGACAGUAUUUCCGGUCUGAAACUUGCACUCAGCUGGGUGGAUGUAUGAUGUGUACCUGUCUCAAAGAAGAGGUAUUGUACACGGGAGUUUACGACACAGGAAAAAUAGGACAAAGCUCUAGGUAUGGAGUUGCCUGGUUCAAUUUCGAUGGAUGCUGCAAAUGCUACAACAACGUGCCAUAGCUGUCGUGAACCUAUCGCCCCAUCGCAAUUUCUUAGAACUGUAAUAUUGAUUAAGCGUGUGGACUUUCAAAACUUGAUCUUUAAAUUUACAAUAAGCAUCUCUGGAAGGUAGAUGUGAACCUGUAUCAAAUGUCUGCAAUAUCAACAACUUAUCCAGAUUGGAUGUAACGGAGGCGAACUCACGAUCGUAUGCGCAAUACGAAUAUUUUGUGUAAUAUAAUUUGUCGAUUAAAAUAAUUUAUCAAUUCAUUGUAGAAUUCUC